Hyla sarda is the source of this 918-nucleotide messenger RNA. RefSeq names its product olfactory receptor 5V1-like. The transcript has a single exon. The record is from RefSeq and is a predicted model, not a curated record. Lineage: Eukaryota; Metazoa; Chordata; Amphibia; Anura; Hylidae. Gene Ontology annotation, biological process: G protein-coupled receptor signaling pathway. The coding region runs from base 1 to 918 and encodes 305 amino acids. Gene Ontology annotation, cellular component: membrane. Gene Ontology annotation, molecular function: G protein-coupled receptor activity; olfactory receptor activity.
AUGGAAGUAGAAAACAAAACAUUGCUGAAUGAUUUGAUUCUUCUUGGAUUCCAGGAAGGACGGGUUGUUUAUAUAAUAUUAAUGGCUUUCAUUUACAUAACAAUAAUUACCUUGAAUUUCUCUGUGUUUAGCAUCAUCCAGGUGGACAGCCAUCUCCAGACGCCCAUGUAUUUCUUCCUGAGUUUUCUAUCGUUAUUAGACGUCUGUUACUCUACCGUCACCCUCCCGGCUAUGCUGGCCAAUGCUAUCACCGGGAACAGGAGGAUAUCCUUCCAUAGCUGUUUUACACAACUCUAUUUCUUUGUCAGUUUUGGAGGAUCCGAAUGUCUUCUUCUGAGUGCCAUGGCUUAUGACCGAUAUGUAGCCAUAUGUAACCCCCUCCGUUACAAUGUUGUUAUGAAUAAGAGGUUCUGCUCAGGCUUUGUUGCCGGGUGUUGGGUCUGUGGAUUGUUUAAUGCCAUGUUCCACACCUUGAUGACCAUGAAGCUGACAUUCUGUGGAGAUCAUCACAUCAACCAUUUCUUCUGUGAUGUCCUUCCAAUGCUGGAAGCAGCUUGUAGUGACAUCCAGAGCAGCCAAGUGUGGUUACAUGUGAUCACCGUAUUUCUUGGGUUUUCUCCUUUUAUCCUCGUGAUGAAUUCGUAUAUACGGAUCAUCUCCACCAUCCUGAAAAUCCGCUCCUCGGAAGGAAGAAAAAAGGUCUUUUCCACAUGUUCCUCUCACCUCAUGGUUGUCACCAUUUUCUAUAUUACAGGCAUGUUCAACUAUAAUGGUCCCAGUUCUGGAGAUUCCUUCAUCCUUGUCCGAGUGUCGUCUGUUCUCUAUGGUAUACUGUCCCCAUUGUUGAACCCUGUUAUCUACUGUUUGAGAAACAAAGAGGUAAAGAAAGCCUUGAAGAAAGUAAUGACUAGAACAUAG